CAUUCCAGGAGAUGUUACCACAGAAAAUCCCAGUACAAAUUCUGAAGGAAAUUUGUUGUCACUAAAUUAUAAAGUAGAAGAUGAAGAUAUACAGCGCUCUUCAGGAGAAAAUAUUAAUGUACAUCCAGGACUUCACAGUACAUAUAAUCUUCCUAAUCAUGAGGAACCUUCUCUUGACCAGAAAGAGGGUGAAAUGUUUCACUGUGGUAAAGAGUUCACAAAAAGAUCAAGUCUUUCUAAAUAUAGAAGAAUUUGCAUCGGGGAGAAGCCAUACUCCUUUUCAGAAAGUGGGGAGUGCUUUACAGAUAAAACACAUCUUGUUAGACAUAAAAAAAGCCACAUAGGAGAGAUGUUUAAGUGUUCAGAAUGUGGGAAAGGUUUUAAAAAAAAAUCAAAUCUUGUUAUACAUGAGAGAAUUCACACAGGAGAGAAACCAUAUUCAUGUUCAGAAUGUGGGAAAUGUUUUAACGAUCAAUCAGCUUUUGUUAGACAUAAGAGAAGUCACACAGGAGAUAAGCCAUAUUCAUGUGUAGAAUGUGGGAAAUGUUUUACAAAUAAAUCAAAUCUAGUUUUACAUGAGAGAAAACACACAGGAGAGAAGCCAUAUUCAUGUUCAGAAUGUGGGAUAUGUUUUAAAGAUCAAUCAGCUUUUGUUAGACAUAAGAGAAUUCACACAGGAGAGAAGCCAUAUUCAUGUGUAGAAUGUGGGAAAUGUUUUACAAAUAAAUCAAAUCUAGUUAUACAUGAGAGAAAUCACACAGGAGAGAAGCCAUAUUCAUGUUCAGAAUGUGGGAUAUGUUUUAAAGAUCAAACAGGUCUUGUUAGACAUAAGAGAAGUCACACAGGAGAGAAGCCAUAUUCGUGUUCAGAAUGUGGGAAAUGUUUUACACAAAAAUCAGAUCUUGUUAGACAUAAGAGAAGUCACACAGGAGAGAAGCCAUAUGCGUGUUCAGAAUGUGGGAAAUGUUUUGCACAAAAAUCAGAUCUUGUUGGGCAUGAGAGAAGUCACACAGGAGAGAAGCCGUUUUCGUGUUCAGAAUGUGGGAAAUGCUUUGCAAAAAAAAUAAAUCUUGUUAAUCAUGAGAGAAGUCACACAGUAAAAAAGCCAUAUUCAUGUUCAGAAUGUGGGAAAGGUUUUACACAAAAAUCUGAUCUUGUUAAGCAUGAGAGAAGUCACACAGGAGAGAAGCCAUAUAUGUGUUCAGAAUGUGGGAAAUGUUUUACACAAAAAACUAGUCUUGUUAAACAUCAGAGAUUUCACACAGGAGAGAAGCCAUAUUUGUGUUCAGAAUGUGGGAAAUGUUUUACAUGGAAAUCAGAACUUGUUAAACAUCAGAGAUUUCACACAGGAGAGAAGCCAUAUUUGUGUUCAGAAUGUGGGAAAUGUUUUACAUGGAAAUCAGAACUUGUUAAACAUCAGAGAUUUCACACAGGAGAGAAGCCAUAUUUGUGUUCAGAAUGUGGGAAAUGUUUUACAUGGAAAUCAGAACUUGUUAAACAUCAGAGAUUUCACACAGGAGAGAAGCCAUAUUCAUGUUCAGAAUGUGGGAAAUGUUUUGCACAAAAAACAGAUCUUGUCACACAUCAGAGAAUUCACACAGGAGAGAAGCCGUAUUUGUGUUCAGAAUGUGGGAAAUGUUUUACACAAAAAUCUAAUCUUGUUAGACAUCAGAGAUGUCACACAGGAAAAAAGCCCUAUUCAUGUUCAGAAUGUGGGAAAUGUUUUGCACAGAAAACAGAUCUUGUCACACAUCAGAGAAGUCACGCAGAAGCAAAUUUCUGAAAUCAGCAGAUUCCAUUUGGGUACAAAUAAAUUCAAACCAAAGUGACAGUGCUCAGA
Molecule: messenger RNA, 1840 nt
Organism: Bufo bufo (common toad)
Lineage: Eukaryota; Metazoa; Chordata; Amphibia; Anura; Bufonidae
Product: zinc finger protein 84-like
Exons: 2
Coding region: 194-1783 (529 amino acids)
Biological process (GO): negative regulation of transcription by RNA polymerase II
Molecular function (GO): DNA-binding transcription repressor activity, RNA polymerase II-specific
Source: RefSeq, a predicted model, not a curated record